AUGUACUUCAUCAAAGCAGCGACUCUCUUCUUCCUCCCCUUGCUCUCCGUCGUCGUUGCAGCCCCUUCGACAAGACGGGCACCUCCGAGCCCAGGUUCAGGUGUUAUCGUCAAACCUGCCGGUAGUACCGUCAUUGCUCCCGGACAGAGUUUCGAUUUCUUGUACGACACCAGGGCGGACUACGGCGUUUCAAGCUACAACUUCAAUGUCUACCUCUUCACAUCCCGGCCCUCAGGAUUCGUUGUAGACGAGGACUAUGCCACUGGACACUACUAUGGGAGAUGGGCGCUUCCCAACUACCCUGGUAACCCGUCCCCCAGCAAUCUUCCUCCGGCCCAGUUGGUGAUGCCUGACUUUUCGAAAAAUCCUGGAGGAUUUGGUGCUGGUGCGUCCGCUUCUAACCAAACCGUCUACCUCGCCGUACUUGAAGAGUAUGCUACGGGUACCGGAUCUGUUGGACUGCGGAUGAGCCUUGCUCUUACCGAACUCAUCUACAACGGCACUUCCUCCAAUUAA
Messenger RNA from Marasmius oreades (fairy-ring Marasmius), 516 nucleotides. RefSeq lists its product as uncharacterized. Lineage: Eukaryota; Fungi; Basidiomycota; Agaricomycetes; Agaricales; Marasmiaceae. The transcript is spliced from 3 exons. The record is from RefSeq and is a predicted model, not a curated record. The coding region runs from base 1 to 516 and encodes 171 amino acids.